This is a messenger RNA of Wyeomyia smithii (pitcher-plant mosquito), 1846 nucleotides long. It is a transcript of the gene Gmppb, whose product is annotated as mannose-1-phosphate guanyltransferase beta. Gene Ontology annotation, biological process: cell wall mannoprotein biosynthetic process; GDP-mannose biosynthetic process. Gene Ontology annotation, molecular function: GTP binding; mannose-1-phosphate guanylyltransferase (GTP) activity. Gene Ontology annotation, cellular component: cytoplasm. Bases 461 to 1561 code for a protein of 366 amino acids. The transcript is spliced from 2 exons. Lineage: Eukaryota; Metazoa; Arthropoda; Insecta; Diptera; Culicidae. The record is from RefSeq and is a predicted model, not a curated record.
AAAUUUUGUUUUGAGUUGAGUUCGCCAACCAGUGCUUGUGUACGUUGUGCAUUUAUUGUUGGAUGAUGUGUACUUGCUGUAAACAGAGUUCGAAAAACAAUAUACGUAAUACUACAACGAAGCGCUUUCAGCAAAACUGAUAAGUGAUAAGCUAGAUACGGAAAGAUUAAAUCUAGAUUCAGCCUAACUUCAUCGAAAAGGGCUAUUAAAUUUUUUAACCAGCCAUUCAGAACCGGUAUUGUACAUUCGUAUUUUUAACUCCGAAGGCGGCUAAAUUCAAAGCAACUUAAUAAUUGCUAGAACCUGUUUACUCGUGAGCAUCUUUAGCUGCCAAGUUGGAACUUUUACAUCCUCUGCUAUUUGCUAAGUAAGUAAACAAAAGCAGAUCAACCGGUCGUAGUAGAAACGCAGCUAAGCAACAGAACCAUUACGUGUUCAAUCGGUGAAUCAGAUAGUCAUAAUGGGAACGGCUGGCAAAAUGCGGGCAUUGAUACUGGUUGGCGGAUACGGUACACGGCUGCGGCCGCUUACUUUGAGUACACCCAAACCGUUAGUGGAAUUCGCUAAUAAACCGAUUUUGCUGCAUCAGAUCGAAGCACUUGUCGAAGCCGAUGUCAAUCAGGUCAUCCUUGCUGUUUCCUACCGCGCAGAACAGAUGGAAGUUGAGUUGAAACAGAAAGUGGAACGAUUAGGCGUGAAGUUGAUAUUUUCUCACGAAACUGAGCCUCUGGGGACGGCCGGUCCUUUGGCACUAGCAAAAGACAUUCUCGCGGAAAGCUCGGAACCAUUCUUUGUGCUUAAUUCGGACGUAAUUUGUGACUUCCCGUUUAAAGAACUGGAACAAUUCCACCGAAGACAUGGCAAGGAAGGUACCAUUGUCGUAACCAAAGUUGAAGAACCGUCCAAGUAUGGCGUUGUGCUGUACUCGGAGAAUGGGUGCAUUCAGAAUUUUAUCGAGAAACCUCAGGAAUUUGUCAGCAAUAAGAUUAAUGCUGGAAUGUAUAUUUUGAACCCUUCGGUGUUGAAGCGAAUACAACUGAAACCGACAUCAAUUGAAAAGGAAGUGUUCCCGGUUAUGUGCCGUGAGCAGCAGUUAUACGCCUUUGAGCUGAACGGAUUUUGGAUGGACAUUGGCCAGCCGCGCGAUUUCCUCACCGGAAUGUGCUUGUACCUGAAUUCGGUUCGUCAGCGACAACCAGAGCUGCUGUACGAUGGUCCCGCGAAGUUUGUAGGUAAUGUUUUAGUGGAUCCUAGCGCUAAAAUUGGAGCAGGCUGCAGGAUAGGACCAAACGUUACCAUUGGCCCGGAUGUGAUUAUCGAAGAUGGAGUUUGCAUUAAGCGGUGCACAGUACUGAAAGGCGCCGUCAUCAAGUCUCAUUCGUGGCUAGAGAGCUGCAUCAUAGGCUGGCGGUGCAUGGUGGGUCGAUGGGUUCGCCUCGAGGGUACUACCGUCCUCGGAGAGGACGUAAUUGUGCAAGAUGAAAUCUACAUCAACGGUGGUCAGGUGUUACCCCACAAAAGCAUAGCGCUAAGUGUUCCCGAGCCACAGAUAAUCAUGUAGAAAGUACGUGUCCAUGUGGGUAAACUACACAAGCAAUUAACUGGUGUGUCCUUGUUCGCAGUCACGCGUGCCAAUGUCCUGUGCUUUUUAGCAGUAAGCAAAUUAUUCCAAAAGUGUUUUUCAUUUAUUUUCUCAAGCAGAUAUGGUUGCAUUUAUUUCGAAUUAUUUACAAUGUUAAACAUUGCUUCACUUGGGAAUAUGUGAAAUUGGUUACUUUAUUUACCCCGAGCUAAAAUUGUUUGCAUUCCAGUCCGAUUCAACAAUUAAGCAUCUUUUUUGACCAAA